Molecule: messenger RNA, 3755 nt
Organism: Ipomoea triloba (trilobed morning glory)
Lineage: Eukaryota; Viridiplantae; Streptophyta; Magnoliopsida; Solanales; Convolvulaceae
Product: cellulose synthase-like protein D5
Exons: 3
Coding region: 63-3566 (1167 amino acids)
Biological process (GO): cellulose biosynthetic process; plant-type primary cell wall biogenesis
Cellular component (GO): plasma membrane; trans-Golgi network
Molecular function (GO): mannan synthase activity; cellulose synthase (UDP-forming) activity
Source: RefSeq, a predicted model, not a curated record
CUCCAUCUCUUCAAUUUUUUUCUAAGUAUUCAUUUCAAUUCAAUUUCUUCCGGAGAAUAAUAAUGGUGAAAAUGGAGGUUGAUUCUCCGUCAUCGUCGUCGUCUCCGGUGACCAUUACUAUCUCUACUUCAGGCGGUGCAUGUCACGGCUUGACCAGUCCGGUUCGGCGACUCUCAUUGUCGAACGCCAACCCUAAUUCGCCGCUCGGCGGUAGGAGGGGGUCGUCGAGUGGAGGCAACCGCAUCGCCGCCUCCGGCGGGAGAUACGUUUCCAUGUGUAAAGAGAGCACGGAGGAGUUCGUGGCUUACACGGUUCAGAUUCCUCCGACUCCGGAUAACCGGAACGUAGACGAUUCCACGAACAGCUCUCUCGACGUCGGCAAAAGCUGCGGAAACCCUACCGACGGUUACAUUAAGGACACAAUUUUCACCGGCGGAUUUAACUCGGUGACACGUGCGCACGUGAGGAGAAGCCUGGAAGUGGAGCCUCUGGAGAUGAAAUCGAAGACGGUGUGUGAACUGGACGGGUGUGACGAGAAUGCCCCUGAGGCGCCGUGUGAAUGCGGGUUCAGAAUUUGCAGGGAUUGUUACUUGGAUUGUGUUGGGAAUGGUGGGGGGUCUUGUCCUGGUUGCAAAGAGCUCUAUAAAGGCAUCAGUGAUGAUGAAAGUGAUGAGCCUAAGUCUGAGGCGAAAGACAUGGCCAAUCCUUUGCCUUCAAGAAGAGGUGGAAGCAGAAGAGAGAAAAACUUUUCUCUCGUACAAUCUUUCAAGAACACAAAUCAAGAUUUCGAUCACAACAGAUGGUUGUUUGAGACCAAGGGGACAUAUGGCUAUGGAAAUGCGUUGUGGCCUAGUGAUGGGUAUGAAUUUGGGAAAGGAAUUGACAGAUCAACAAACCCUCCGGAUUUCACUGACAGAAGGAACAGACCCUUGACCAGAAAAGUUGGGAUUUCUGCAGCAAUUAUCAGCCCUUACAGGUUGCUUAUGGUUCUUCGUCUUGCUGCUCUUGGCUGCUUCCUGACGUGGAGGAUCUGCCAUCCCAAUCGGGAGGCAAUGUGGUUGUGGAUGAUGUCUGUAGUUUGUGAGAUAUGGUUCGCAUUUUCUUGGCUUCUUGAUCAGUUACCCAAGCUUUGCCCAGUUAAAAGAAUCACUGACCUUGCUGUUCUUAAAGAAAGAUUUGAAGGCUCAGGUCCAAACCUUAGGAACCCCAAAGGGCUAUCUGAUCUGCCAGGGAUUGACAUUUUUGUAUCAACUGCUGAUGCAGAGAAGGAGCCACCCCUUGUGACUGCAAACACCAUUCUUUCCAUCCUGGCCGUUGAUUAUCCUGUGGAGAAGGUGGCAUGCUAUCUCUCAGAUGAUGGAGGUUCUCUGGUGACAUUUGAGGCUCUUGCUGAAGCUGCAAGCUUUGCAAGAGUGUGGGUUCCAUUUUGCAAAAAGCACAAGAUAGAACCUAGAAAUCCUGAGGCUUAUUUCGCCCAGAAGCGUGAUCCACUUAAGAACAAAGUGAGAAUUGACUUUGUUAGAGACAGAAGAAGGGUGAAGAGAGAAUAUGAUGAAUUCAAGGUAAGGAUAAAUGGGUUGCCAGAAUCAAUAAGGAGAAGAUCAGAUGCUUACAAUGCCCAACAGGAGCUGAGGGCUAAGAAGAAACAGUUUGAACUCAGAGAAAAUUUAUCUGAACCUAUCAAGGUUCCAAGGGCUACUUGGAUGUCUGAUGGAACUCAUUGGCAUGGCACUUGGUCAUCAGGGGAGGAAGGUCACUCAAGAGGUGAUCAUGAAGGAAUUAUACAGAUUAUGUUGGUUCCACCAAAUUCAGAACCUCUUUUUGGCAAUGAAGUAGAUGAAAAGAACUUGAUUUCCACAACGGAUGUCGAUAUAAGAUUGCCAAUGUUGGUUUACGUUUCACGUGAGAAGAGGCCUGGUUUUGAUCACAACAAGAAAGCUGGAGCUAUGAAUGCCUUAGUCCGUGCCAGCGCGAUUAUGUCAAAUGGUGCAUUCAUUCUUAAUCUUGAUUGUGAUCAUUACAUAUACAACUCAUUAGCUUUGAGGGAAGGGAUGUGCUUUAUGCUCGACAAAGGAGGAGACAGGAUCUGCUAUGUUCAAUUCCCUCAGAGGUUCGAGGGCAUUGAUCCAAACGAUAGGUACGCAAACCACAACACAGUUUUCUUUGAUGUGAGCAUGAGAGCACUUGAUGGGUUGCAAGGUCCUAUGUAUGUUGGCACGGGCUGUAUCUUUCGAAGAAUUGCACUAUACGGGUUCAGUCCACCCCGAGCGACUGAACACCAUGGAUGGUGUGGUAGGAGGAAGACAAGGAAGGUUCUGAGGAAACCCAACAUGCCAAAUGGCCAAGAGGAUGAUGAGGAAAUGGUUUUACCAACCAUUGGUGCUCACAAUGAUGAUGAAGACUUAACCAGGGUUUUGCUUCCAAAGCAAUUCGGUAACUCAGUGCCUCUUGUUGACUCAAUUGCUGUUGCUGAAUUUGGUGGUAGGCUGCUCCAUGAGUUGCGAGGCAAAGGCUGUCUAGGCCGGCCUGCUGGCUCUCUAGCUGUACAACGCGAGCCAUUAGAUGCCUCGGCACUUGCAGAGGCAGUGAGUGUGAUAAGCUGCUACUAUGAGGAUAAAACUGAGUGGGGAAGAAGAGUAGGAUGGAUAUAUGGUUCUAUCACAGAAGACGUUGUGACAGGUUACCGGAUGCACAAUAGAGGGUGGAGAUCAAUCUACUGUGUCACAAAAAGGGAUGCCUUUAGAGGAACAGCUCCAAUCAACUUGACAGAUAGGCUGAUUCAAGUCCUAAGAUGGGCAACUGGUUCUGUUGAGAUCUUCUUCUCCAGGAACAAUGCCCUAUUUGCUAGUCCAAGGAUGAAGUUUCUACAGAGAGUAGCUUAUUUCAAUGUUGGGAUGUACCCCUUCACUUCCAUCUUCCUCCUGGUCUACUGCUUUCUCCCAGCACUUUCCCUCUUCUCUGGGAAGUUCAUUGUUGAGUCCCUCAACAUCACAUUCUUAGUGUUCCUAUUGUCAAUAACUCUCACCCUAUGCCUCCUGGCAAUCCUGGAGAUCAAAUGGUCAGGAAUCACUCUGGAAGACUGGUGGAGGAAUGAGCAGUUUUGGUUGAUAGGUGGGACCAGUGCACACCCUGCAGCAGUCAUACAAGGGCUGCUGAAGGUGAUAGCAGGAGUGGACAUAAACUUCACACUGACAUCAAAAUCAGCAGCCCCCGACGACGGGGAGGACGAAUUCGCUGAGCUUUACGAGUUCAGGUGGACGGUGCUGAUGAUCCCUCCCAUCACAAUCAUCUUGCUCAACUGUGUGGCUAUAGCGGUGGCGGUUUUCAGGACGGUGUACAGCCCAUUCCCACAGUGGAGUAAGCUGCUUGGAGGGGUGUUCUUCAGCUUCUGGGUGCUGUCUCAUCUCUACCCUUUCUCAAAGGGGUUGAUGGGGAGAAAGGGGAAGGUCCCCACCAUAGUGUUCCUCUGGGCUGCACUCAUAUGCAUCAUCAUUUCAUUGCUUGCACUGUACAUAUACCCUCCCAAUGGUCACCAAGAUUACAACAUGACCUUCCAGUUCCCUUAAUUUGCUGCUCUGCUGCUAAUACCAUAUGAAGUUUCUCAACUUCAACCUAUGUUGUUUUUCCUAUUGCAUAGAAUGAAUGUGUGUAUUUUUUUUAUGUACUACUCUACUGCCCCUUGUAAUGAAUAUUAAUAAUAUGUUGUGACUGGAAUACAAAUUUGCAGGUUUCUUUGUAAGAAACAUCUUCAUCCU